UGCUCCCAACCGUGUGUUUACAUGAGUGUUGUGAGGAGUGUCAUGAGGGUGUGGCCACUCACUCAUGAGGACCCCUCACCGACCCCUCACUGGUGACCAGCGUGGGUCAUGGAGUAGCUCAUGCACCAGGCUGUACCAUGUCUCAAGAUCAUUUAUAGAGGCUCCUAAGACAAUUAGAGGCUCUUGAGACCAUUUUUUUGAGGCUCUUUGAAAUAAUUAGAGUCCCCGGGACCAGGCUCUUGAGACAAUUAAGAAGACAUUUUUUAUCAUUGAAGGUGUUCAAUACAUACCAGAAUUACAGCACGUGAGGGUCAUACAUGCAGAAAUAGGUACUAUACAUGGUAUUCAUUCACUGGUAAGACAAAAGGAUUUUUAAAUCAUGGCGAUUGGAUGCAAGGUCACGGUUGAACCUGUACUGUUCCUGUACAUGUUGGCAGUUUUCAUGCUGCACCCUGCUUUACAAGAUCUUAUAUACACAAAGGUUUGUCUUCAAGACUACAAUCAGGGGAUAUGUGAUAACUUGUAUGCCCCAGAGAACCAUGCAGCUCUUAACACUGUUCAGACUGGUUCUUCCCAUUGGGUUCAAGGUUCUGUCUUCAUGCUUGCGGUUCCUUCCAUUGUAACAGCUCAGUUCCUUGGCUCGUGGAGUGACACAUAUGGGCGUAAAAUACCCAUGCUCUUGCCUCCAGUAGGUGCAAUGUUUGCCAGCUUGCUGUACAUUAUAAUGAGUGUUCAUCUUAAUGAGAUUCCUGUGUCUGUCAUCCUACUGGCAUCAUUCAUCAGUGGCAUAUGUGGAGGCUUCACCUCCUGCAUCAUGACAUGUAUGAGCUAUGUUGCACAGGUUAGCAGUUUCCAUGCAAGAACAGUACGCGUGGGGAUACUGGAGAGUAUGAUUUUUGUGGGUGGAACAAUUGGGCCGCUGUUGGGAGGAUGGGUCCAGAAAGUUGGUGGAAGGUCCUCCACUUUCACUUUUAUCAUGACAUGCCAUGCAGCAGUUGUCAUCUAUAUUGUCACAUUUGUUCGCAAUAUUCCCCCAAGGCAUCCCCCGCAAAAUUCAUGGAUUCGUAGUGGCUGUACUUUCCAACACCUGAGAGAAUGUGCGGGAACAGUGGUGAAGGAGAGGCAAGAAAAACGUCGCACAUACCUGCUGUGGUUGCUUACUGCUGCCACAAUUAUUAUGAUUUGUACUGCUGGUGAAAUGGACAUAUCUUACUUGUAUGUUAAGGAUACCCCAAUUCAAUGGCCUUUUGAAAAGUACACGUGGUACUUUUCACUGAAGUAUGGUCUUGGGGCCUUGGCACUGAUAGGUAUUCUUCCAUUUUGCUCCAAAGUACCAGACAUGAUCCUAGCUCUGAUUGGCCUGACAAGCAAGCUAGUGGGGCUGGUGCUUUUAGGAAUUGCUUGGGAGGAUACUUCAGUCUUUGUCAGUGCUGCUUUAGCUAUGUUAAGCACCUGGCCCCUUCCAACUCUCAGAUCUGCUAUGUCGAAGUUAGUGGAACCUAAUGAGCAAGGCAAACUGUUUGCAUGUGUUGCACUGCUGGAAAAUGCAUGCACACUAGUUGCUUCAGGAGUGUUCAACAGUGUGUAUCCCGCAACACGACUUAUGUUCCGAGGGUUUACAUUCAUAAUGGCAGCUGGCUUUCUCAUUCUCCCUAUCAUUAUCCUAAGUGUCUUGCAAAAAGCGUUAAAACAAUUCAGCAAGUAUGACUCGGUUGAACUGGCCGAAGAGGCUCGAGAAGAGUUUGAAGAAUUGGACUGUGAGAGGGAGCCAUCACCUACAGUUCAAGAGGAGGUAGCUCAAUCCCAAGAGGAAAGUGGGUUAGUAACUGAAGGUAAUACAGAAAACAGUCAGAUUGUCAGAGCUGUAGAUGAUGUAUAGUUGAAAUCUGGUUCUUGUGCACACACACUUUCUUAGUAUUUGUAGUGUAUGAAUUAGUUUUGGUAAAAGGGACUCUAGUAACAACUUUCCUAUAAUUUAUUUAAGUAAAUAAAUACCUCUUUACUGAAGUAUUCACUUAUAGUAAUUGUAUUUUAAGCACUGCAUGAUGUGUUCAAUCUGUAUCUGUUAUUAUAGCAUUUGGUAUUAGAAACAUCAUUAGCAUGUUAUAGGUCAGAUAAUAUCAUUUUGAUAAAAUAACUAUUGUACAUUACAGUAAUGUAGUUAAGUUUGUAUAAUAGAACAGGGGAAAACAAUUAUUUAAUAUAAGGGUUAUGGAAUGGAUGAAUUAUGGCAUAUACAGAAAAUUUAAGUGGACUAAUACUAAUGCGAGAUACAAAUACCAAUAGCUACAUGCUUUCCGGAUGCUUCGGGACCCAGACUGGAUGAGUAUUGUGUUGUCCGGAAAAGUGGUUUGUCAUCCUGAAUAUUUAAUGGAAAAUCUUAUUUUUCUUUAUAAUUUGCCAGCAUGAGAAGUUCUGAUAUUCUUCACCACUUGCAAAGGUGAAGAAUAUUGUUGAAGCUCCUGAGCCAUCCACCAGUACACAAACACUGCUCUGGAAUUUUCAGUGACGUGAAAUUACCUGGCUUUAUCCACCAGCAGCCAGCCUUCUACUGGCUUUUUCAUAUCUUCAUGCUUCUGCCUGUACCGCUUUCACACUGUAUGCAAACAUAUGAGUCACAAUAACGUAGCUGAAGAGACGAUAUCCAACCCACACAUCUGAAAAUGUCAACAUUUCGGUCCAUCCUGGACCAUUAUCAAAUCGUGUAACACUACCUUAGCUAUUCACUGCCUUUCUAUUACCUAUUGCUUUAUCACUUUCCCUCCAAGAAAAGUCAAAGAUAGUAUCUUUAGUCUUAAUAAUGUGUGAAAGCAUCGUCCUGUUUGCACACAUCACUUUUCAAAAUGCCACUCUCCACCACCUUUACUCAUUUUACUUUCUUCUGCUUGUAGAAACCAUCACUGAUAAAUUACCUGCAUUUGUAGUAGACAUGGUGGAUGAUCAUAUUUUGCUGACAUGUCUAAGAAAAUCAUUGGAAUGAAUGCUUCAGUGUUGCACCACAAAGCAAAAAUGCUGUGAUGCCUUGCUGCCACUCAUUCUCUCCACUUUAUAACAUUUUUAUUCAGACCGCAAGCCUAAUAACUUUUUUGGUAAUUAUUCGGCCCAUCAUGGAAACGAGAAACUGACAUACCUGAAUAAGUUGUGUCUGGUAAGCACUUGGCUAUAUGUAUUUACUGUUUUUUAGACAAAUUACAAUUUAGAAUUUGGGUACAACAUGACAGAAUAUAUAUAAGGCUAUUUUGAAAUGAUAAGAUUCUUUUAAAUACUGUAUAUAUAAUUAUCGGUGAUUUGCCGAAACCAUUGUGUCAUCAGCUCUUCACCGUUAUAAUUACAUGACAAGUUCCAUGCUGAAGCCACGUGUAUUUAAUGUACUCAUCUCAACAAAAAGUUACUUUUGCAAUAAUGAUUUUGUUAACAUUUAUAAUAUAUUUUACAAUAUUUACCAUUCAAUGAUCAACACCCCCACAGCCCAGGCUCUGACCAGGCUUCCUAGUCUAGGGUUAAUUCCAAAUUUGUUUACCAUCUGCUAUGUGCGAAUACUCUGUUAACAAGCAACUUAAUGUGAAAAUUAACUUGUCGAGAGAUUGUAGGGACACUCGUCCUCAGAAGCACCUCCAAGUGUCCUUGCCAGCAAUGUACUGUAUAACAUUAGUUUUGUUUAAAACUAGGAAGAAAACAAGAAGACUCAUAAUUUAUUUGUAUACUUUUUUUAAAAUUAGGAUUUAGAUUAAAAGAUUUACUACUACUUUUGAGAGGUCUUUAUGAAGAUCAUUUUCUAAAAAAGAUUUGUGUUAUGUUGUUGACUAUAACCAUGUAACAUGUAGCAAAAUAUUUGUUCCAAAAAAUAUUGGAAUGCUUUAAUAUACACACCAGAAUGCAGUUCCUGGAGCCUGCCAUAAAUUAAGAAUUUGAAGUCAUGCUAUUCAACAUUCUUUUUCAUAGUGUCAGGUUUGUUCUAUUCACACUUUGAUAUGUAUAUGUUGAAUCACAGUUGUAAGUAUACUCAGGUCUAAAAUUAAUAUUUUAUGUUAAUUAUUGAAUUGUUUAAGAAUAGUUUCAUAGCAUUCUUGGAACCAAAAUUGUUGUGUAUUAGUUGUCUGUUGAUCCAAGGUGUUCCAAAAAUUGUGAAGCAUCCCUUGGUAAAUGUAUAUCAAAGUGUUGUGUUUUUUACCUCUUUAAAGGCUGACCUUGAUUAUAGUAAAUAUAACUCAACUUCAGUUUAAAAACAAAUAAAAAAAUAAAGUUUCUACAGUGGUGUGUUGCUCAGCUCAGUAUAACAAUAUCUAACAUAUGUCUUCCUACAUAUGGAGCAUAAAUGAAACAUGUUUAAAUUAAAUGUGUGAGACCAAAGAGAUAUUGUAUGGGAGCGCAUCUUGUUAGGAACUUGUUUUGCAGCCAAAGAAUUAUUUACACAGGUUGUAAUCAUCUAUGUUUAGUGUUUUAGUGUUUUUAGCUAGUAGGAUGUUCCAUACUAGGCUCUAUAUGUUAAGUGUUCUUUAGGUAUUAUAAUUGAAUUUAUAAUUUAUAAGUUAAUCAAUUAACUUGGUGCUAUGGUACUUUGUUAAAAAUACUCAAAUGCAGCUGCUAAUUUAAAAUUUAGAAUUGCUCUUCAGGUAUUGUAUUAUGAACAGGCUAGUUAAACAUUUUCUAUUUGUAAAUGUUUGUAUAGCAGCCAUUGGAAUAUACAUAUGCAAGAUGUUUUGCAAUAAAAAUAAGAAAUAAAAACUAUAAGGAAUGGAGAACAAAUAAUUAGCUAGAAAUAUGUAUCAAUAUUCAUACUGUGUUGUAAAGAAUUUUGAGGCAUUUGUAUUUUAACAAAAUAUUUGUAGGACAUGCUUCUUACUCACUUGAGAAACUUUGUUCCUCAAGGAUAUGAAGGUACACAACACACCAAAUAAGUAAUAGCAAUAAUUCUUGCACAAAGGAAAUCACAGUAAUGUGAUAUAUCAAUGAGAAAAUUGAUUGGAGCAAUGUGCAGGUUUGAACCAGCGACCUGAUAAUCCCAGCUGCGAACCUUACCCUUGGAUGACAACAUGGUAAAAGUUUUACAACCUGGAAUUAAUCUCAGGUGACUGCUUCGAAUUCCCACAUUGUUCAAAUUUUCUUAAUGUUUCUUAUGUUAAAGAAACAUCAUGUACGGGACAUUUCUGUGCUCUAUCAUUUAGUUGUCGUGGUGGUGGUAGUUAUUGUUCGUAUCCUCUACGACAAUUGGCUUAUAUUUAUAAAUCUUGUACCUUUAUGCAGAACCUAGUUUUCUCCCAUACAUAGUCUUUGUGAAAAUCUCCUGAAAUGGUGUCAAUACCUUCAUAUCACCUAAAUCUUCAAAGCGAAGAAGUUUACUAGAGAUAACUGGCACAGUUCUAUAAUAAGAGCACUAGCCCGGUGUCAAUUCAUAAAGCCUGGUUGAAAGAGAACAUUUGAAAAUGGGAACUUGUGGACAUUCAAGAGAAAUGGAUUACCCCGAAUAGUCUUCAUUUGUAAUAGUUUAUUUGACUUUGGCAUACAGUUAUUAUAUAUGCAUACGAGGCAAUGUUUCUCUCUACUGAGACCAUUUUGGAAGGGAUAAGCCUCAUGUAGAUUCAUCCUUGCGUAUUUCAUCUUGAGGGAAUGAUAAAUUACAUCAAAUAUUUCCUAAAUGAGUUACAAUUAGUUAGCUUUCAUAUUUACUUGCGACCCAACCAGUUUUCUACAGGAAUUAACCAUUGUUAAUAUAUAUUUAAUAUUACAGGUCAGUGAUUGAUAUGAAAUUAAGCACAUGUACAGUAUGGUGCAAUGCAUAAUAUACUAUAAAAGCCUAAAUUAGAAUAAUCAAGACAUUUAUAUAGCUAAAAUUAGACAAUUAUCAAGAGUUUAGUACUGUGUACAGUAAUUUAAAAAGCAUUGCAAUUUUUGUAUUGUUUAUUUCCGUGUGAAAUUGAGGGAAAAGACACUAAAUACUGUAGACAAGAAAAAUACCAUAGUUAUAAAGUUUGUUUUUUAUGCAUUCCUGUGAUUAGCAAGUUGCUUAUAUUUUACAUGUGAUGUGAAAUGGCAUUUCCUAGAGUAAGAUGUGUAACUAAUUUUAGGGUCUUGAAAAGAUGAGGACUGGCUGUCCAGAGACCUUUGUGAAUAAUACUCCAUAAUUCUAGUCUGUUUAUAGAAUAUGCAGUACUGUACUGUAGUAGUUUCAUACACUUGAAAUUUUGUGCUGUUUUUGCAUAUCGUCUUUGAUAGAAGAUUUGAUAUAACUCCAUAUAUUUAUAUUACUGUAUUAACAUUUAGUUUGUUUCCAUUAAUAUUGUUGCCCCAAGAAUUUUGUAGUUUUAUAUUGGCUGUGUUUUCACAAUGCAUUAUGGAACACCGACAUUUUUAAUGUAGGGUAUGUGAAUUAUGUAUCAAUAUGAAGGCCUUUUCCAGGAAUUCUUUUUGUAAUACAGUUGAUUAGAAAAUUUGUUCUAGAGCUUUAAAAUAUUAUUUACAUAAUGAUACCAAUAUUAAAGUCAAUCCAUUCGCUUCCAACCAAACAAUUUUAAUAACAUUAAUGCUGUAAUACCAGGUACUAUAGUCAAAUAUUGGUAGUACCAGCAUUGUAAAUGGAAAUUGUCAUAUUUUUAAUUUAAUCUUAGUUACAUUAUCUCAUCAAUCCUCAGUUGCAGACAUUGCAAAAAGAAGUCAUGUUUGAGAUGGCAGUUCUUUUGAUACUAUAUACCGUACAUAUAAACAUCAAAGUUAAAUUUUAUAGAAAAAAAUGAUGAUUUAAAUGCACAGUUAAUACAUAUCAAUAUUUACAGAAUUGGUAUCUUGUGUGGGAAGAACAAGUGGUCUGCAAUAUGGAAUGUUGCUCAAGUUUUUUUUUUAAGUGCAAUACAUGCACUGGUAUUUUAACUCUACCAUACUGCUCUUACAAGCACUUAUUUUAAUCUCUAGCCAUUUUUGUGUGUAUAUUUAGUACACUAUUAUUGAAUUUUCAUUGUAAGUUUUGAGGCAAAGAAAGCAUGGCUAAUUAUACAAUUUGCACUUUAAUUGCUAAUUGAGCACUAUGAACUUCAUACAUUGCAUGUUAUUUUAGAAUAAUACUAUGUCUUUAUAAUGCACAAUUAAACUAAUUUUAGUUUUACAAAUAUUGUUCAGUAAAUUGUUAUCCAAAUACUGUCUAGACCUUUUAAAAGAUCGGUACUACUUUCUUGGGUUCCAAGAACCUAAUAAGUAGUUGUAUGAUUAAAGAUUUUGGAAAUACAGUUCAGUUCAGUAUUACAAUACUACUGUAAUAGAAUAUUAUACCGUAAAUAUUUAUGUAAUGCACAUAACUGUAGUACCGAACUGUACCAUAAUACAAAAUUGUACUGCAGUGCAGUUAAAUGCAGAAUUGUGCUGUAGUUCAGAACAGUUCUUAACUUAGUACAGUUUUGUAUUUAACUUUACUAUAAUCAGAACUGGUUUUGUAAUGCAUGAUUGCAAGGCAAUGCAGCUCUGUUUUGUAUUAUAGUUGUACAUUUCAGCACAGUUCUAUAAUGCAAUCAAUAAAGAGCUAAUAAGUGCAGAACUGUAAUACAGAACAAUUCUGUAUUGCAUCACAGUUCUGCAAAAAUGUACUGUAAUACAGAACAGUUCCAAAUUACAGCAGUUAUGCCUUACAAAAUUUUGCAUUGCAAAACAAUAUGUUUGCAUUACAACAGUUUUGUAAUGCUGAAAUGUAUUGUAGUACCAUUCUAGAUUAGAAAAUUUUUACUGUAUUAGAAAUGUAUUCUGCAAUGGAGACCUGUAUUGCAAUGUAAAACUGUAAUUGAGAGGUGUUCAGCAUUCAGAUCUGUUUCUGAAUUACAUUUCUGCAUUACAGUACAGCACUGCAUUAUGUUAAUGUCUAUUUUACAUAUCUGUAUUCCAGUCAUAUAUUACAGGACAAGUUUUACAUUACGGCACAGUUCUGUUUAACAAUACAAUUCAUCAUUGCAAUUACAUUUUAUUGUUCACAGUAGUUCUGUAUUGUAUUACAUUACAGUGUAGUUUUACAUUAUAACAGUUCUGCAUUGCAGAACUAUUUUUUGAUAAUUGAAGCUUAUGAAGUUAUUGUAGAAAGUUAUAUAUUUUGACAAUAUAUAGAUAUGUGAUGUGACUUUUUAAUCUUUGUUUUCUAAUAAGUAUUUUGAAAAUACAAAUUUUGUUACA
Procambarus clarkii (red swamp crayfish) is the source of this 8145-nucleotide messenger RNA. Its product is annotated as proton-coupled folate transporter. NCBI's taxonomy places the organism in Eukaryota, Metazoa, Arthropoda, Malacostraca, Decapoda, Cambaridae. Gene Ontology annotation, molecular function: transmembrane transporter activity. Gene Ontology annotation, cellular component: membrane. The record is from RefSeq and is a predicted model, not a curated record. Gene Ontology annotation, biological process: transmembrane transport.